Molecule: messenger RNA, 5371 nt
Organism: Stomoxys calcitrans (stable fly)
Lineage: Eukaryota; Metazoa; Arthropoda; Insecta; Diptera; Muscidae
Product: collagen alpha-1(I) chain
Exons: 10
Coding region: 265-4923 (1552 amino acids)
Molecular function (GO): extracellular matrix structural constituent
Source: RefSeq, a predicted model, not a curated record
UGUUUCAAAUUUAAAAACGUUUAACAUCGCUUGGAAUACGGAAAAGGAAUACGGUUCGGGUAACAAAAAGGCAAAAGUGUGCAUGUGUGUGGAAAAGUGAAGAAAUAAAGUGGCUGUGAUUUAAGUGUUGUGUGAAAUAUUUGUGCCUUUAAGGAUCAAAAAUUAUCACCAAUGCUUCAAUGGUGCUCGUUCAGUUGUGAUUUCAAUGUGAAAAGAUUGCCAUUGUAAAACCCACUCCAUCGCCCCACCACAAAAAAGAAAGAAAUGCAUUUGAAACAUUUAAAACUAUUCUGGCUGUUCAUCACAAUUUGUGUUCUUGUGACCUUUGUAACAGCCGAACCAGAAGGCAAAUCCAAAAGCAAGGACAAGCAUGCAAAGAAAGUGAAAAAGGUGCGCCUGCGCAAGAAGGUGCAUUUGGAUAGACCCCUAGGAGAUGAACCCAAAGAAGAAUUGCCAGAUGCCAGUUUGGAUGAUUUGGAAAAUUAUGAUUACAGUAAUUAUGAUGAUGAUCUGGGUGCAGAAGUUGAUCAAUUUGAAUCGCAUAGUGAAGUUGUCACUUCGUCUACCACCUCGUCUAGCACCCGCAAUCUCAUGACCUCGAAUGUCAUUGGAGCCUUCUCAUGCCACUUUGAGGGCAAUUGGUAUCGCGAUAAUGAUGAGUUUACCAGCGAACAAAACAAUUGCAGCCAUAAUUGUGUGUGCAAGGAGGGCAAGAUAAGAUGCAGUCCUUCGGAUGACUGUACCCCCGCAUUGGGUCCCCCCAUCAACGUUCAGCCAGCCGAUGAGAGGCCUUCGACAACGGAAAGAGCUGCUGUGCAAUCGGCUACACCCACUGCCUAUAUUCCUUAUGAGUCAGCGGUUGGUCCUCGUGGUGAUAGGGGUUAUCCAGGAGCUCAAGGUCCGGCUGGAGAGUCUGGUAUGCCUGGUACCCCCGGCAAUCCUGGUGUUCCCGGAAGUCCUGGCCCUCCUGGUCCUGUUCCCGAUAUGAGCUAUUACCAUCAGCAAUUGGCUGCUGAAUAUGCCAGCUCCGAUAAAGGUCCUAACGCAGCUCCUUUUGUGGCUCCCACAUUUAUACCACCCGCAGGUCAACCGGGACCUCGCGGUCCUCCUGGUAAUGUGGGCCCUCAAGGCCCUCAAGGUUUUCAAGGCACUCGUGGUGAACCUGGCGAGGCCGGUCUUCAAGGGCCGACUGGUGCUAUGGGUCCCAGAGGUUUGCCUGGUCCUCCUGGUAAGGAUGGCAUGCCUGGCGAAGAUGGUGAAGCUGGUCCCGCAGGUAAUGCAGGAUCUCCUGGUCCUCGUGGUAUGCCCGGUCUUCCUGGCCAACCUGGAUUAAAAGGACAUCGUGGUUUGCCCGGCGUGGAUGGUUCUAAAGGUGAUGCUGGUGCUCCUGGUGAAAAGGGCUCUGCUGGUGUUAUGGGACCCGUAGGACCUGUUGGACCCACUGGUCCUGCUGGGCCUCGUGGAGAACGUGGUCGUGAAGGUGCCCCUGGUCAGGCCGGCGCCAGAGGUUUGGAUGGCAAUCCCGGUGCUCCUGGUCAGCCUGGUUCGGUAGGCAAACCUGGACCACCAGGUUUCACUGGCAUUCCUGGUGCCAAAGGUGAUAUGGGUUAUAUGGGCCCCAAAGGUGACCAAGGUCUGCAAGGUCCUCGUGGUGAAGCUGGCCGCCCUGGUGCUCCCGGAGAAAAUGGUAUGCCUGGUCCCGCAGGAAAAGAUGGCUCACCUGGCGAUAAAGGUUCAAUGGGUGCUCCCGGAAUUGCUGGACCUCAAGGUUUUCCCGGACCAAGGGGUCCCGAUGGCUUACCCGGCAGCCAGGGCGAACCUGGAAUCAAAGGUGCUCCCGGACAACCUGGUGAAAGAGGCUACAAAGGCGAUCAAGGCAUAAAGGGCGAGGCAGGUCAACCAGGCCCCCGUGGUUUACCCGGCACAGUUGGCCCUGAAGGAAAACGUGGCAAACGAGGUAUGCGUGGGCCUACAGGCCCCGCCGGUCCCACUGGCGAAAGAGGUUCGCCUGGUCUUCCUGGUCUCCCCGGCCCUGAUGGUCCCGUCGGCCCCAAAGGCAAUCCUGGAGAUAGAGGUAUUCAAGGUCCUCCCGGAGUGAAAGGCAGCAAUGGUGAUAUUGGACCUCCAGGGUUGCCUGGUCUACAAGGUUUGCGUGGUCUGCCCGGGCGAGUUGGCCCCGAUGGCAGAGAUGGCCCCCCUGGCGAAAGAGGUAUUCCCGGUGCUGAUGGAAAACCCGGCGAACAAGGUCCACAAGGUUUACAAGGCUUGCCAGGACCGAUGGGUAUUCCCGGCGACAAAGGUAUUCCUGGCGAACCCGGUAAAGCUGGUGAACCUGGUGCUGCAGGCCCCCCAGGACCACGUGGUGAUAAUGGCAAAGAUGGCUUACCAGGCGCCCAAGGACCCCCAGGCCCACAAGGUCAAGAUGGACAACGAGGUGAAGCGGGACCAACUGGUCCCAGAGGCUUUCAAGGUUUGCCUGGGGCACUUGGUAGCCCUGGUGCUCCUGGAAAGGAUGGUGCUCAUGGUCCCCCUGGCCCUCAGGGUCAAAUAGGUCCGGUCGGCUUAAGAGGAGAGAGAGGCUAUCCUGGCGAAAGAGGUCCUGUUGGACAGCCAGGCACACCCGGUGAAAGAGGAGAACCAGGAAAUCCUGGACAUGAUGGUCCUCCUGGUCUAACGGGAAAACAAGGCGAAAAAGGUCACAUGGGUGCUCCAGGCAUGAUGGGUUUACCCGGCCAAAAAGGAUUGCCUGGUCCAUCUGGUAUUAAAGGUGAUCGUGGCAGUACUGGUCCUAUUGGCCCAGAGGGAUCUCCUGGUCGCCCUGGUGAUCGUGGGCCUCAAGGCAAUGUCGGCCCACCCGGUGCUCCCGGCGAACCUGGUGAGAGAGGUAGCAAUGGAAAUCCUGGUACUCCCGGCGAACAAGGAUCAGCUGGUGUUCCUGGUGAACGAGGCCCCAUUGGUCCAGCUGGACCUCCCGGAUUCCCUGGUGCUCCCGGAAUUGCUGGUCUACCUGGCGCCAAAGGCGAUCGCGGAUUAAUGGGAAUCAAGGGAUCCCAAGGCAAUACAGGACCUCAAGGACAACCUGGUGAACAAGGCCAACCUGGCCCAAUUGGUUUGACUGGGCCCAAAGGUGCUCGCGGUGAAACUGGUCUUAGAGGUGAGCCUGGUAUAAGCGGUUUGCCCGGAAGACCUGGAGAGAUGGGACCUGUUGGACAACCAGGCAGUCCAGGUCAACCCGGUAUGGCUGGGCCUCAGGGUCUUAAAGGUAAUGCAGGAGAACCAGGACGUGCCGGAUUGCCGGGAAGUCCAGGUUUGCAGGGACCUCCUGGCUUGGAAGGUCAAAAAGGAGAAACUGGCAAUGAUGGACCCACAGGUGCCCCAGGAAAUCCUGGCCCACAAGGCCCUACAGGUGAUCGCGGUAUUCCAGGUUUACCUGGACCCCCGGGCGCAGCCGGCUUAAGAGGUAUGAGAGGUCCAGUGGGAGAACCAGGACAACAAGGUAAACCCGGUAAAGAUGGUCCACCUGGGCCUCAAGGCUUGGUGGGACCCCAAGGCAAUCCCGGCCCCGCAGGAGAACAAGGACCUGUUGGUGCAGCAGGCAAACAAGGCCCACCUGGCAUUCAAGGCAGACCAGGAGAUAAGGGACCUCCCGGUCAACAAGGAAAUCAAGGACCUGCUGGCAAUCCUGGUCAGCCCGGACAACCAGGACCCAUGGGUCCUGCAGGUCCACAUGGAGAACGUGGUUCUAAAGGUGAAACAGGACUGCCAGGUGUGGAAGGACCAAUGGGCCCCAGAGGCAAACCAGGACCCCCAGGACAUGAAGGACCCAAAGGAGAAACCGGAGAACCUGGCCCCAAAGGCAUCAAAGGUCACCGAGGUUUGAUUGGUUUGCAAGGUAUGCCAGGAACUCCCGGUUUAAAGGGAGAUGUUGGUCCAUCAGGUAUGCCAGGAGCUCCUGGUAAGCCAGGUGAAAUGGGUAUGAGAGGUCCCCAGGGCAGAGAUGGCAAUAUUGGUCCACAAGGUCAACCUGGGCCAGCUGGACCUAGAGGCUUCAGUGGACAUGAUGGCAAACCUGGCCCCAUGGGUCCAUCUGGACCCCCCGGUCCACCAGGUCCUCCAGGAGAAACUCUGGGCUAUGAUGUGGCCGCACUUACUGCUCUUCUCAGCCAGGGCCAAACAAAGGGUGUUGAUGUAAUGGACGAUCAACCAAUGAUCGAUAAGCUAACCGAAGGCCUAUCCGAUGACGAAAGGCAUGCCCUGGUGAUGAAGGCGUUCGAUCAUGUCAGAGCCUCAUUCGAAAGAUUUAAGAAACCAAAUGGUCAGCAGUCUGCUCCAGCCAGAACUUGUCGAGAUCUGUAUGCGGCCUAUCCAGAUUUCAAAUCCGGAGAAUAUUGGAUUGAUCCCAAUGAGGGUGAUGCUCAGGAUGCCAUACUGGUGCGUUGUGAAAAAGAAAACCGGGCCACAUGCAUAUUGCCACAACCUAAGGAAUCGAAUGUACUGAGCUACACCGGAGACGACAAGGAAAUAUGGUUGGGAGAAAUGGCCGGAGGAAUGGACAUCAACUACAAGGCCGAUUCCAAUCAAAUGGGUUACCUACAGUUGCUGUCGGCCAAGGCAUCCCAGAAAAUCACCUUCCAUUGUCGAAACACUGUGGCCUACAUGGAUGAUGAGGAAAAUUCAGCACGAAACGGCUUGAAGUUAUUAACCUGGAAUGAUGCCGAACUAACACCAAAGGGACCACAGAGACUGCGUUUCGAAGCCGAAAUGGAUGAGUGCAGAAAACGUUCCAAUACCUGGGCCAAGACCAUUGUCACCUAUACAACUCAAAAGACCCAGAGACUGCCAAUCGUGGACAUAGCCAUUAGAGAUGUGGGUGCGGCUAAUCAACAAUUCCGUGUGCAACUAGGCCCAGCAUGUUUCUAUUAGAGGCUCCUGUUUUAGAUGUAGAACGCACACACACACACACACACAUAGAGAAUAUUUUUAUUUUGUUUAGUUUAGAUUUUUAAGUUAACCUGGAAGAACUCUCUCAGCGAACGAAUUUACUUAAUUGUUGUUGUAAACAACGACAGCAACAACACCACGAACAACAAGACCAAAGGAUCACGAAACCAAAGUGCUCUUACAGCAACAAUGCUCUUAAUUUUACAAACUAAGGAAGACGAUAUACAGAGGAGAAUAUCUACACAAAAACACACACGCACACACACUGCUACUUAAAAACACAUACACACUGCUCUUAAUAGUUUCUAAGAGAAGGCGAAGAAAAUGAUGAUUAUGAAGAACAAGAAGAGGAGGAGGCAAAAGAAAAAAACGUACCAAAACCCAAUGAAGUUAAUUUUAGAUAAAUAAAAGCAAUUGUUCGUUAUAGCAA